AUGUCCGCUCAGGGUGGAUAUAACUAUACUCCAGAGGAACAAGCUGCAGCUUAUUACGCUCAACAAGGAUACACCCCUGAUCAAAUAUCAGCCGCCCUCGGUACCCCUUCAUCUACUUCCAGCUCUUCAGCAGCCUACGGAUAUGGUGCAGGAGGUGGUGGUCAACCAGUCUACGCAGCAGCUCAACCAGGUCAAUUCCAACCAGUCUACGAUACCGAUUUCCUAAAUCAAUCUUCAGCUUACGACUAUGACCCAUCUGCAUCUACCGACUUAGCCAACACGACAGAUAAGGAUAACAAAGAUAAAGGGAAAGGUAAAAAGGCUGACAUACCGGUACAAGGUCAAAAGAGGGAAACGGUCAUUAGGAAAGGGAAUGGAAGGACUUGGGAAGAUCCGACUUUAGUAGAUUGGGAUCCUAAAUGGUUCCGUCUCUUCGUAGGGGACGUUUCCAACGAUGUCAACGAACGUACGCUGGACGAGGCAUUCGGUAAAUACCCAAGUUAUUGUAAAUGUAAAGUUGUAAGGGAUAGAUUAAGUUUGAAGGCAAAAUAUGGUUUUAUAGCUUUCAAAGAUCCUGAAGAUUUCUUAAAAGCAUGGAAAGAGAUGGAUGGCAAAUACGUCGGUAAUAGACCUAUCAGGUUGACAAAGAUCAAAGAUGAUAAAUACGGUAAGAUUGAUACUGUACAAAUAGGUAACAAAAAGGCCAAACAAUUAGAGAAGGUCAGGAAGAAUAAAGGUAAACCAUUAGAUGGUAGACCUGUACCUUGGUAG
This is a messenger RNA of Kwoniella botswanensis, 771 nucleotides long. RefSeq lists its product as uncharacterized. Lineage: Eukaryota; Fungi; Basidiomycota; Tremellomycetes; Tremellales; Cryptococcaceae. The record is from RefSeq and is a predicted model, not a curated record. Gene Ontology annotation, molecular function: mRNA binding. The transcript is spliced from 6 exons. The coding region runs from base 1 to 771 and encodes 256 amino acids.